Sus scrofa (pig) is the source of this 5178-nucleotide messenger RNA. RefSeq names its product EPH receptor B3 (gene EPHB3). Gene Ontology annotation, cellular component: plasma membrane; dendrite. The record is from RefSeq and is a predicted model, not a curated record. NCBI's taxonomy places the organism in Eukaryota, Metazoa, Chordata, Mammalia, Artiodactyla, Suidae. Gene Ontology annotation, biological process: protein phosphorylation; axon guidance; ephrin receptor signaling pathway. Gene Ontology annotation, molecular function: protein binding; ATP binding; transmembrane-ephrin receptor activity.
UAAACAGUUCCAGAUGGGUUUGGCACAGGCUGAGCAGAAGGAAGUGGGGGAGAGGGAGGAGGGAGGCAGCGCGAGGGAGCGGUGGGAGCCCCGGCCCCGCUCGGUGGCGGCGCGGGCAGCGGGCAGACAAGCAGGCGGACUGGCUGGGGGGCGGGGGUGCGCUUGGCUCGGCCGGCUCCCAGGGACUAGAAUACUCCGGGCUGCUGGCUGGGGAAGAGGCUACUUGGCAACCUCCCUCUCCGUCUCCGUGUCUGUCUCCUUGGGCCUUCUUGUCUCUCCAUCUCGCUGUCUUUUGUAGCGCGCCGCCGGCCAUCCCGGCUGUCUGGUCCUCCGGUGCCGCCCACCCUCCGCUGCUCCGCGCGGCUCCCUCCCUGCCCGUCUUUGGGCCCCUGCUUCCGCCGCCGCCGUCCCUCUUCCCUCGGCCCCCUUCCCUCCCGUCCCCCUCCACCCCCCUACUGAAUGUCUGUGUCUAUCUGUCUGUCUGCCAGAGGGGCCUGUCAGGCCACCGACGAUGAAGCGAAGCGGGGCUAGCUCACCCUGCAGCCGGGCCCUCCAGGGACCAGCUGCUGCAGCAGGAAGAGGAGGGAGCCUCGCUCCCCCACGUGAAAGGCUGCCUGGCUGCCACUUGCCGCCCCCUUUGCCUCACUUGAGGUCCUGGGGCCACAGUUGCCUGGUUCACCAUCUUCGGCUGGGACUCAGACUGCAGGAAACUGACAAAGGCCACAAGCCUGGAGCCUGUGAUUUGGGUCUUUCCCUUCCCGGGUACCCCCCAACCUGCCCCACUGUUGUUGUAGAGGCCUUCAGAAGUUCUGGGGUGACCCUGCCCCAUUCCAGCUCAUAGUCAAGGGGAGAACUGCUGGCUGUCUUCCAGGCUAUGAGAAAAGAAGUUGGGGCCUCUUUCUUGCUCUUAAGUCUGAUGUUGGGGUCAUACUGUCAGAGAGGAGAGUUAUCCAGCCAGAACCCAGAACCAGGUUCCUAAGGGGAAAAGUUUAUGUCAGAAACAUAGGCCCCUCCUAUGGCCCCACAAAAGGAAACCUAAAGACCCCCACCCCACCCCCAAAGCUCAGAGCAGGAUUAGUGCUGUGACAGUUCCCUUGGCCUUGGAUGCACAGAAGAAGGCAUCCAGCCCUGACUUGGAGGUUCAGGGAAGGCUUCCUGGAGGAGGUGACAGCUUGAUUGGUACUUAAAGUAUGCUGAGGAGCUUUCCAGGCUUUCUCCAUUCCCCCUUUAGGGGGUCGUACUUCAGUCAGAGUGCCUUGGUUAAGGGGUUAGUUGUGGAGUCAGACAGACCUGAAUUUGAGCCAUCUUUCGACUCUUUACCUCAAGUCCUAGCUGUUUUAUCUUAGGCCCUAUAUAUACUGUAUCUGAGCAUCAGUUUUCUCAUCUGUAAGAGGGGUGUACCAACAGUGCUUUUAUCCAAGGACUGCAGGAAGAGCUGAACUACGUCUCAAGGAGCAGUUCUGGGCCUUGGUGGCCCUCACCCCACUUUCAGCAUUCCUGCCUCAUCCGCAGAGAGACCCUCAUGGAUACAAAGUGGGUGACAUCUGAGUUGGCGUGGACAUCUCAUCCAGAGAGUGGGUGGGAAGAGGUGAGCGGCUACGACGAGGCCAUGAACCCCAUCCGCACCUACCAGGUGUGUAACGUGCGUGAGUCAAGCCAGAACAACUGGCUUCGCACAGGGUUCAUCUGGCGGCGGGAUGUGCAGCGGGUCUACGUGGAGCUCAAGUUCACUGUGCGUGACUGCAACAGCAUCCCCAACAUCCCUGGCUCCUGCAAGGAGACCUUCAACCUCUUUUACUACGAGGCUGACAGUGACGUGGCCUCGGCCUCCUCCCCCUUCUGGAUGGAGAACCCCUAUGUGAAGGUGGACACCAUCGCGCCCGAUGAGAGCUUCUCGCGGCUCGAUGCCGGCCGUGUCAACACCAAGGUGCGCAGCUUCGGGCCGCUCUCCAAGGCCGGCUUCUACUUGGCCUUCCAGGACCAGGGCGCCUGCAUGUCCCUCAUCUCCGUGCGUGCCUUCUACAAGAAGUGCGCGUCCACCACUGCCGGCUUCGCGCUCUUCCCCGAGACACUCACUGGGGCUGAGCCCACCUCCCUGGUCAUUGCCCCCGGCACGUGCAUUGCCAACGCUGUGGAGGUGUCGGUGCCACUCAAGCUUUACUGCAACGGUGAUGGGGAGUGGAUGGUGCCUGUGGGCGCCUGCACCUGUGCCACCGGCCACGAACCAGCUGCCAAGGAGUCCCAGUGCCGCCCCUGUCCUCCUGGGAGCUACAAGGCAAAGCAGGGAGAGGGCCCCUGCCUCCCCUGCCCUCCCAACAGCCGCACCACCGCGCCAGCCGCCAGCAUCUGCACCUGCCACAAUAACUUCUACCGCGCAGACUCUGACUCUGCAGAUGCUGCCUGUACCACGGUGCCGUCUCCCCCCCGGGGUGUGAUCUCCAAUGUGAAUGAGACCACGCUGAUCCUCGAGUGGAGCGAGCCCCGGGACCUGGGUGGCCGGGACGACCUCCUAUACAACGUCAUCUGCAAGAAGUGCCAUGGGAGCCCCGGGGCCGGGGGUGCCAUGACCUGCUCGCGCUGCGAUGACAAUGUGGAGUUUGUGCCUCGGCAGCUGGGCCUGACAGAGCGCCGGGUCCACAUCAGCCACCUGCUGGCCCACACGCGCUACACCUUUGAGGUGCAAGCGGUCAACGGUGUCUCGGGCAAGAGCCCUCUGCCUCCUCGAUACGCGGCUGUGAAUAUCACCACCAACCAGGCUGCUCCAUCUGAAGUGCCUACGCUACACCUGCACAGCAGCUCCGGGAGCAGCCUGACCCUGUCCUGGACGCCCCCAGAGCGGCCCAACGGAGUCAUCCUGGACUACGAGAUGAAGUACUUUGAGAAGAGCGAGGGCAUCGCCUCCACAGUGACCAGCCAGAAGAACUCCGUGCAGCUAGACGGGCUGCGGCCUGACGCCCGCUAUGUGGUCCAGGUCCGUGCCCGCACCGUAGCUGGCUAUGGGCAGUACAGCCGCCCGGCUGAGUUUGAGACCACAAGCGAGAGAGGCUCCGGUGCCCAGCAGCUGCAGGAGCAGCUCCCGCUCAUUGUGGGCUCUGCCACGGCCGGGCUUGUCUUCGUGGUGGCUGUCGUGGUCAUUGCUGUUGUCUGCCUCAGGAAGCAGCGGCAUGGCCCCGAUUCGGAGUACACGGAGAAGCUGCAGCAAUACAUUGCUCCUGGAAUGAAGGUUUAUAUCGACCCUUUUACCUACGAAGACCCUAAUGAGGCCGUACGGGAAUUUGCCAAGGAGAUCGAUGUGUCCUGUGUCAAGAUCGAGGAGGUGAUUGGAGCUGGGGAGUUUGGGGAAGUGUGCCGGGGUAGGCUGAAACAGCCUGGCCGCCGGGAGGUAUUUGUGGCCAUCAAGACGCUGAAGGUGGGCUACACAGAGAGGCAGCGGCGGGACUUCCUCAGCGAGGCCUCCAUCAUGGGUCAGUUUGACCACCCCAACAUCAUCCGCCUGGAGGGUGUGGUCACCAAAAGCCGGCCAGUCAUGAUCCUCACUGAGUUCAUGGAGAACUGCGCCCUGGACUCCUUCCUCCGGCUCAACGACGGACAGUUCACGGUCAUCCAGCUGGUGGGCAUGUUGCGGGGCAUUGCUGCUGGCAUGAAGUACCUGUCGGAGAUGAACUAUGUGCACCGCGACCUGGCUGCCCGCAACAUCCUCGUCAACAGCAACCUGGUCUGCAAAGUCUCAGACUUCGGCCUCUCCCGCUUCCUGGAGGAUGAUCCCGCUGAUCCUACAUAUACCAGCUCCCUGGGCGGGAAGAUCCCCAUCCGCUGGACCGCCCCAGAGGCCAUAGCCUAUCGGAAGUUCACUUCUGCUAGUGAUGUCUGGAGCUAUGGAAUCGUCAUGUGGGAGGUCAUGAGCUACGGCGAGCGACCGUACUGGGACAUGAGCAACCAGGAUGUCAUCAAUGCCGUGGAGCAGGAUUACCGGCUGCCCCCACCCAUGGACUGCCCCACUGCGCUGCACCAGCUCAUGCUGGACUGCUGGGUGCGGGACCGGAACCUCAGGCCCAAAUUCUCCCAGAUUGUCAACACCCUGGAUAAGCUCAUCCGCAACGCCGCCAGCCUUAAAGUCAUCGCCAGUGCCCAGUCUGGCAUGUCACAACCCCUCCUGGACCGCACGGUCCCGGACUACACCACCUUCACGACAGUUGGUGACUGGCUGGACGCCAUCAAGAUGGGGCGGUACAAGGAGAGCUUCGUCAGCGCGGGGUUUGCAUCCUUUGACCUGGUGGCCCAGAUGACCGCAGAAGACCUGCUCCGGAUCGGGGUCACCUUGGCUGGCCACCAGAAGAAGAUCCUCAGCAGUAUCCAGGACAUGCGCCUGCAGAUGAACCAGACACUGCCUGUGCAGGUCUGACACCCGACCCCCACUGGGUGGGUGCUCCCCCCCCCAACGACUGUGCAGGGACUCUGACCAGCCGGCUGGACGUGUGGACUUUUGGAUGCCUGGCCUUAGGCUGUGGCCCAGAAGAUGGAGGUUUGGGGAGGGCCCAAGCUGGGACUUCACCUCCAGGCCAGUGCUCCCUCCCCAGGAAGUGUGCCCCAAACCUCUUCAUAUUGAAGAUGGAUUAGGAGAGGGGGUGAUGACCCCUUCCAAGCCCCUCGGGGCCCAGGCCUUCCUGCUCUCCAGUGGGGGAAUCCCCACCACCUCAGACUUGGCUGUUCUUCAGUGCUGGAGGUCCUGGCACCGUCAGGUGGGGGAUAAGCCUGGGCUCCAUAGGGCCCAGCCCUGGCAGGGGUCUGGCCCCCCAGGUAGGUGGAGAGCAGUCCCUCCCUCAGAAACUGGAGGAGGGACUCUGGGAAUGGGGGAAUGUGACACCCCCAUCCCAAAGCCAGCUGGCACCUCCAGUUUGCACAGGGACUUGUUCUGGGGGCUGAGGGCCCUGCCCCACCCCCGCCCUUGGUGCUGUCAUAAAAGGGCAGGCAGGGGCAGGCUGAGGAGCAGCCCCUUGCCCCCAACCCCAGAGACUGACUCUCAGAGCCAGAGAUUGGAUGUGUGUAUGUGUGUGUGUGUGUGUGUGUGUGUGCACGCACUGGCCUGCACAGAGAGCAUGAGUGAGUGUGUAAAAGCUUGGCCCUGUGCCCUGCAGUGGGGCCAGCUGGGCCGUCAGCGGAAUAAAGGCAAUAAGAUGA